This is a messenger RNA of Arabidopsis arenosa, 1294 nucleotides long. NCBI's taxonomy places the organism in Eukaryota, Viridiplantae, Streptophyta, Magnoliopsida, Brassicales, Brassicaceae. The record is from the annotation of a GenBank genome assembly.
GAUGGCACGGCCGAAGGUCAGAUCCCUGACAUGGUAUUCGGGAUUUUCCUAUGCCGGGGAGAUCUCUUGUCGGAUGUCUGUCGUCACUGUGUAGUCUUCGCUGUCAACGAAAUCUUAAUUCGGUGUCCGAAUGAGAAAGAAGCCGUGCUCUAUUACGAGGAGUGCAUGCUCAGAUACUCUCACCAAAAUAUUCUAUCGACCGUUAUAUAUUCAGGAAGAUACAUCUUGAUGAACGCCACUAAUAUUUCAUCUAAUCAAGUAGACCGGUUCGGAGAUUCGGUGUCGUCCACGAUGAACCAAGCUGCCGUCAAGGCAGAAAACAAUUCUAGAAAGUUCUAUACAAUAAAGGCCAAUUGGACCACACUCCAGAGUUUGUACGUACUGGUUCAGUGUACUCCUGAUCUUAGGAGACAAGACUGCUUGACCUGUCUGCUAUCCUCCAUCAAUGGAAUGAUGCCUUUUAACAAAACUGGAGGAAGACUUCUUUACCCUACUUGUAAUACAAGGUACGAGCUUUACCAGUUCUACAACGAACCCGACAUUAGAAUACAGGAGGAUUCAGCUCCUUCACCGCGACCUGGAAAAGGCGGAAACUCCUCUGUCAUAAUCAUCGCUGUUGUUGUUACAGUCACUGCCAUGUCUCUUCUUUUCAUAGGUGUUUUUCUUGUCCGGGCUAGGAACACAAGGACGGUUUAUGAGACAGAACCACUUGCUGAAGACAGGGAUGAUAUUACAACCGCAGGUUCACUUCAAUUGGAUUUUAAGGCGAUUGAGGCAGCAACAGAUAAGUUUUCACUGAGGAACAAGCUUGGUCAAGGUGGAUUCGGCGAAGUUUACAAGGGUACAUUUCCUAGUGGAGUACAAGUUGCAGUGAAGAGGCUAUCGAAGACAUCAGGACAAGAAGAGGUUGAUGAUCGUCCAACUAUGUCAGCAAUCGUCCAAAUGCUCACUACUAGCUCGAUAGCUCUCGCCGUGCCUAGACCACCUGGAUUUUUCUUUCGGAGUAGGCAUGAACAAGUAGCAGAAGUUGGUCCAUCUACGGAUAUGUUUGCGCUCUGUUCUGUUGAUGAUGCCUCCAUUACUAGUGUAGCUCCUCGAUGAAGAGAAAACUAUUCAUAAAUCUAAAAGUUGUGCUCUAUGAUUUUUACAGCAAGAGCUUUGAGUGGUUGAGAUAGGUUGGACACACAUAACAACACCUGCUUUAUAUUUGGUAUGUCAUAUCUUACCGCAGCUGUACCUAAAAGAAGAGGAACUAAUCUUUUAAGAAUCAUCAAAAUAUAAGAAUUUAUGGCCA